Molecule: messenger RNA, 3539 nt
Organism: Daldinia decipiens
Lineage: Eukaryota; Fungi; Ascomycota; Sordariomycetes; Xylariales; Hypoxylaceae
Exons: 3
Coding region: 154-3357 (1067 amino acids)
Source: RefSeq, a predicted model, not a curated record
AUACAGACCAUCUCAUUGACUCAAUAGACGGUCAACGAAGGCUUUGAGAAGGACCUCCGUUCCAGACAGGUAUCUAUCCCACGUAUCUAUAAGGGAAUAGCUUGAUACCAGAUCAGAGGCCUGAACUAUGGACAGUAUUUAGAGGAGAGAAAUAUGUCUUGUCAGUGGCGGCACAACUCUCACGACAACUGGGAGAUGACGCAGAGUAACCCGCCUUCGGAGCUCCCAAAUGACCCUAUCAUUUCUACAAGUUCCAAUCCCGAUGAACGUUCUUCGUCGCCAGCUAUGCAAGACGAACAUACACAGCAGUCUUGCGGUGGUUCGGCGCAGGAAAUACCUGAUAGUCUCUUUUCCAACGCCGCACAAGCAGAAACAGAGCCUAUCCCCCGUGAUGAUUAUAUGCCCAGCCCUGAAGACAUGCUACUUCCAGAUUCUCCAUCUCACCCAUCUUUACCAUCGGAUUUUGACGAUCAUAUAAUGUCACGCCGUAUAACCGAAACAGAAGCCAUACAAACCCCCGCGAUGAGUUCUGGGCACAUAGCAGGUAGAGAAAAUGGCAACAUCAGUAUUUCGGAUGAGAGCGCCAGCGAUUUUGAGAUGUCUGAAAGCGAAGGAGAUGGAUCAGACAGCACUUAUAUCGUAGGAGCAAGUACCCGACGUGGAAAGAAAAAGGCAUCUGAUAAAAAGGCCUCUAGUAAGGCCUCAAGAUCACAGACAACAGCUAAGAGCGACGGCCAAAAUGCUUCGGUUGCCAAAGAAGCUAAGCAAGCAAGUGCCAUAAAAGGCCGGCCGCGCAAAGUCGAGAGCACUUCUAAGACAGCGUCAAGACGUACCAAGCAGGUUGCGAAUACUACCAGUGUACAAAACCCAGCGGCUAACCCUAAAGCCAAGCCUAUAGCAACUCAGAGUCGCACAUCACGGCAUUUUCAAAAGGGAAAUAAGGAUGACGGUCUUGAAAACUUAGAUAAGGCCGUUCAGAAACCUCAACCACCCCCCGGUGGGCAACGGGCGAAGCUAAAAUCGUCUACCGCUAGACUGCCUAAGAAGUCGUUUUAUGGAGGGUCAAAUGACGGCCCAUCAGCACAAGUCGCGCAAGACACUAACAAAGGCACCAAGCCCCAACCAAUGUCUGAUACAGGGUCGGGGGUUAAACAGAGCUCGAACAACCGGAAGCAGCUUUACCCUGCCUCGCCAAUUAGAAUCGAAGAUAGUGACGAUGGUGAUGAUGGUGAUGAUUACGUCUGGUAUCCGCCGGAGUCCCCUGCAAAAGAGCAUAAACCACCACCAAAAGCUCCAGUUAGUAGCAAACAUUCAUCCAAGGUGCCCGAAGUAGCUGUAGGUCCCAAUUCGAAGAAGAAGCGAAGUCCAAUACAAUCAGAACCGAAGUUGAGAAAUUCAAAGAAUAGUCCUACACGAACUUACGGACAGAAACCCAACAAGAGUAUAAAUAACAACACACAGUUCCAUGGAACGAGACAUGAGGAAGCCCUGCACGUAGAAGAGCCUAUACCAUCUGAGUCUGAGAAGCCUCAGAAUCAGAAACCAGAUAUAUCCGGCUCUAAUCCGAAUCCUAAACCCGACAAGAAUAUUGCUUUAACUCGAGUGAAAAAGGAAAGCAAUAAAACUGACAAACGAAAGUCUGUUCCCGAAAGGAUUCUAGAAAAGCCUCCGACCGAAGCUACAACUGCGAAACGGUAUUCGGAGCCAAGCGAGGAUACGGAUAUGGCUCCUCCACGAAGUCAUGCACCGGCAGAACCUCAAGCCGCCAGUACACAGAGGGCUCUUAGGAAGGAAUUAGCUACUUCGGCAUCUGUUGCGAGCGUCACCAAAGACGAAGUAGAACAAAUAGCACCCAGAUCUCUGGCAAUUCAUCAGGAACCUGGAUAUUUGGACAAACUUCAUGAUAGUCAGAAUCAUCAUCUCAGUAUACGGAGUGACUCGCCGAAGCAAGAACUAUCAGAUAAUUACUCGGCCAAUCUUAAAGCAUCCACGAAGCAGAAAAUUCCUGAUCACAAUGAGAAUUCGGAGGAACCUAAGAGCAAAGUAAACCAAGAAUUAAGCCCAGUACAGAGAGUCAAAUCGCUGCUACCGGCUCAAAGCGCGGGUUCUGGCCAGGGAGAGACUUAUACAAGAGACGUGCAAGAGGGCUUAGGAGGCCUCAACAUUCAUGUCGAACAGGCACGUAAGACUUCUGUUCCAGCUAAUGGCCAAAAUUCUCUUCACAUGGAGGCAGAGGGUUACAAAAAAUACAGUGUUAACCUAGCAGAGGCUACGAAGCGCUCAGAUAUUAGCAAGUCGGAUAAUUCUUUGAAACCUUCGAGUAUAAUUGUAGGGAACGAAGUAGUCUUCGGACGCAACCCACCCCAGGAACCCCAGCAGCCCGCCAAAUACAAGGAACAUUUCCGGUUCUUGGACGAGCAUCAAGCAUGGUUCAACCAUAAGACAUCUUGGCCUCAGCAGACGCCUCUCAACUUUGAGUCGCAACUACAUCAAGCAAGUGGUCUCUCGUCAGCUGAUCGCUUACAACCUCUAGCGGAUAGUUCGAUGAGGCUUACUACCCUAAAGGACAUGGAGAAUCAUCAACAUGUAUCCAAUCCGAAGUCUCGAAUAAUAUUCCCUUCGAGCCCCAGUGAAAGACCUUUAGCUAAAAACACAAAUGAUCUUAUGCCUCAGGCCCCACAACUUCAUCCAAAGUCAGUGGACUUUGCUUCUAGAAUCGCUCAGGGUUACGAACAAGCAGAUUUUCACCAAGAGGCUAAUCGAGAAGUAGUUAACGAGAGGACUAGCUAUGAACCCGUAAAGCAACAGCUGUCAUGGUUCCAACCAAAAGUUGCUACAAAGUCGCGGAUGGACUCAAAACAGCUGUCCCCUGAGUCUGCUGGCUUUGUUGGGGUCCAUAAUGGAAAAGGCCCAAGAGGAUAUGGUAAGCAACAGAGAAACCUAACAUCAAAACCUAGAUACGAGGCGAAAUGGCAGAACGCAGUCGAGGCUGCCUCCAGCGGGGUAGUAGAUACUCUCCACUUCAUCUCUACAUCUCUUCUUGAGCAUCUAAGGACGCGAGAGGAAAGUGUUUUUGCCAUCGUACACGAGUAUAAACGCAACGGCACUAAAAUUUCAGAGAAGCUGGUCAAACGUCAGACAGAAGAAUGGCGCAAUGCUUCGACUGCCGUAGAACAGAAAUGCCUAGAAGUCGCAACGCUAUAUGAGGCAUUAUCUAAGGAAACUCAAGGCUUCCGAGCUAAAUGUUUGUCUAAGCGUCGCGACCAAGCAUAUGCUGAGUGGCAACAGCAGACGGCGCGAGUCAAGGAUGCAAUACGUGCAGCUAGGGAGGAGACAACCUUGGGCCGAGAACAAUGAUCGGCUCCUGGCUCCGGUUAUCUCUGUGUUUAGACCUGGCACUUCGCUAUAGUAAAUAUUGACAUAGGGUCGCACUUGGUGAUUCUGAGACAAAGAAUUUUGCUAGGAGAGGUAGAAGUAAUGUUGCAGCCAGCUCGAAAACUUUAGCUUGCUUAAAGAUACAUUCUUCCACGAGGGGAUAU